Condylostylus longicornis is the source of this 3217-nucleotide messenger RNA. RefSeq names its product ABC transporter G family member 20 (gene osy). Gene Ontology annotation, cellular component: membrane. The transcript has 9 exons. Gene Ontology annotation, molecular function: ABC-type transporter activity; ATP binding; ATP hydrolysis activity. NCBI's taxonomy places the organism in Eukaryota, Metazoa, Arthropoda, Insecta, Diptera, Dolichopodidae. The record is from RefSeq and is a predicted model, not a curated record. The coding region runs from base 511 to 2838 and encodes 775 amino acids.
AUUUUUUUUAUUGUGAUAAUUAAAUUAAAAAAUAUAUUUUUUAUUUUUAUUAUUGUUAUUCAGGUGUAUUAUAGUGGUGUGUUAUAUCAAAUCAACAACAUAAGUUAGGAGUAACAAACAAAGAAUUUUGUUUACUUCUGCAAAAAAGAAAAAGAAAACAGAAAAUAACUUUAGUUGCAAAAUAAUAAAUCAACAUUAUUAUUGUUGUACAUAUACAAAACAUACACAUACAUACAAAAGUGUAAAAGAAUAAAUACUUAAUAAUAAUUACUUAAAAACUAAAAUUAAUUAAAAGUAAAAGAAGAUUAUUUGUAAAAAUAUUCGAGGUGAAUUUAGAUUUUGUGGUGUUUUUUUUAAAAGGUUGUUAGACCAACGGAAACGAAUACAAUUACAAUAAAAAUUCGAAAUAUAAUUUCAUUUUAAGAAAAUUAAAAAACAAAAAAAACUCCCAUAUUAAGGAAAAAAAUUCUUUAAUUUUCUUUUAAAUAUCAAAAAAUUAAAAAAUACAAUAUGGAACGUGAGAUAGGAUCGGUGGAAAAUAAUACACCGACAUCACAUGUUGUUGAAGAAUUAGAUUUAGAAACAAGACGUAAACAAUUGGUGCCACAAGAAUCAUCGCUUGCAACAAAAAGACAACAAGCUGUUUGUGUUAGAAGAGCAUUUAAAGUUUAUGGUACAAAAAAGAAUCCAAAUGUUGUCUUAGAAGGAUUAAAUAUGACAGUACCAAAGGGAUGCAUUUAUGGCCUCUUGGGUUCAUCUGGUUGCGGUAAGACAACACUUCUAGCAUGUAUUGUCGGUAGAAGAAGAUUAAAUUCCGGUGAAAUAUGGGUACUUGGUGGUACACCAGGUUCUCGCGGCUCUGGUGUACCAGGACCACGUAUUGGAUAUAUGCCACAGGAAGUUGCCUUAUAUGGUGAGUUUACAAUGAAAGAAACUCUAUUAUAUUUUGGUUGGAUGGCUGGUAUGGAAACUGAAAAAAUUGAAGCAAGAACUGAUUUUCUAUUAAAAUUAUUAAUGAUGCCACCUGGUAAUGGUUUUGUUAAAAAUUUAAGUGGUGGACAACAACGUCGUAUGAGUUUAGCAGCAGCACUUUUACAUGAACCUGAAUUAUUAAUUUUAGAUGAACCGACAGUUGGUGUUGAUCCAGUACUUAGACAAGGUAUUUGGGAUCAUUUGGUGGAUAUUACAAAAAAUGGUAAUACAACUGUGAUAAUUACAACACAUUAUAUAGAUGAAACAAAACAAGCUGGCACUAUUGGUUUAUUACGUGGUGGUAGAAUGUUAGCUGAAGAGACACCAGAAGCUCUAUUACGUAAACAUAAUACUGAUUCAUUAGAGACUGUAUUUUUAAAAUUAGCAAUUGCACAAAAUAUGGGAAAAAGAAGAAGAUCAUCAUUAGUACAAGAAGUUGUCGAUCAAGUUGGUAGACCAACAGCAGUAACAAAUCCAGCUUUAGAUUUAACUGAUGAAGAUGGUAUAGGUGAAAUAUCUGGUGAAUUUGGUGAUAAUGUAUCAACUUCAUCACAUGUUCGUGAUCAAGUAUCUGAAAAUGAAAAUUUACCAGCAAUGCCAUUACAAACAGAUAAUAUACCAACAUCAUUUUGGUAUAAUUUCAAAGUGAUGCAAUGGAAUCAUUUAUAUGCUUUGGCAUGGAAAAAUUUCUUAUGGAUGAUAAGAAAUCCUGGUGUUAUGUUAUUUAUAAUAGGAUUACCAGUAAUGCAAAUUAUUUUAUUUUGUAUGACAAUUGGACAUGAUCCAACCGGUUUAAAAUUAGCUAUAUCAAAUCAUGAAUUAAGUGAAAGUAUGAUUAAUGAUCAAUAUUGUCCAACAAUACCUGGAUGUAAUCAAACAUAUUUAAGUUGUCGAUUUUUAAAUAUGCUUGUAGAAAAUCGGAGUAUGGUUCUGAAAUAUUUCCCAGAUGAUGAUAGUGCUUUUGAAGAAGUUCGAAGAGGAAGAGCAUGGGGUGUUGUUGUAUUUGCAAAAAAUUAUUCAGAUUCAUUAGUUGAAAGAACCGAAUCGGGGCGAUCUGUAGAUGAUUAUACAAUUGAAUCAGCAGAAGUUGCUAUAAGAUUAGAUAUGUCGAAUCAACAAAUCAGCACCCUAUUAUAUCGUGAUAUUCAAUACACGUUCUUUGAUUUUGUUGAAGCUAUGUUAAUUGAUUGUGAUGUUAAUCCAAGAUUGGGACGUGUACCAGUUGAUUGGAAUACACCAAUAUAUGGUGAUAAAGAACCAAAUUUUACUGAUUUUGCAGCACCAGGUGUCAUUUUAACAAUUAUAUUUUUUUUAUCUGUUGCGAUAACAUCAGGUGCAAUGUUAAUUGAACGUAAUGAUGGUAUGUUAGAAAGAUGUCUUGUUGCUGGUAUAACUGGUCCAGAAAUAUUAGUAUCACAAAUUACAACACAAUUUACAUUAGUAUUGUGUCAAAUAUUUUGUGUAUUAUUAUUUAGUUUUUAUGUAUUUGAGGUAACAAUACAAGGUGAUUUAGGUUUAGUUGUAUUAUUAUGUAUAUUAAAUGGUUUAUGUGGUAUGUCAUUUGGUUUUGUAAUUGCAUGUGCUGUUGAUACUGAACGUACAGCAACAUAUGUUGCAAUGGGUAGUUUUCUACCAAUGAUCAUGUUAUGUGGUAUUAUUUGGCCAAUUGAAGGAAUGUAUCCGAUAUUACAAUUUUCAUCAUUCUUUUUACCAUUAACAAAACCAACAGAAUCAUUACGUGCAAUAUUACAAAAAGGUUGGGGUAUGUCACAACCAUCUGUAUAUAAUGGUUAUAUAUCAAUAACAAUAUGGGUACUAAUAUUUCUUGCAUUUACAACAUAUUUAUUAAAAUUCAAGAAAGGAUAAAUGAAUACAGUGAAAAAAAGAAAAAAUUAAACUAUGACUGUUUUUUUGCAAAUUAUGUGUGUAUACUUUAUGUGUAUAUGUAAGAAAUAGUUUAAAUCCUUAUGUGAAAAAAAUUAGAGAAAAAAAUUGUGUUUUUUUUUCACAUAUUUGAUUGUUAAGUGUAAAAAUUUAUUUAUUUUUAAAGUCGAAAUAAAAUAUAAAUAAAUACAGGGUCUCAAUUAAUUAAAAUGAAAAUAUGAAAUUUUAAUAAAUUUUUCAUUUAUUUACGAUAAUAUUAAUUACGAUAUAAAUAUUUAUAAUUUACGAUAUAAUUACGAUAACAUGCUCAAAAUUGUUCUAAUAAAAUCGUAAUAUUCACUGAAAUUAAUGCUCUUAUGAA